Molecule: messenger RNA, 219 nt
Organism: Trichomonas vaginalis G3
Lineage: Eukaryota; Parabasalia; Trichomonadida; Trichomonadidae
Exons: 1
Coding region: 1-219 (72 amino acids)
Source: RefSeq, a predicted model, not a curated record
AUGUCCGACGUCCCACCAACCGAGUCCAUUCCCAAACCAGAGGAACCUAAAGAACCACAACAGUCUCCUCAGCAACCUCAGUUCCAGCAAGUACCUCCGAAUUACUACCAAUUUCCACCUCAAGGUUACUACCCACCACAAGGCUUCCCGAACUACCCUCCUCAGCCUAUGCUUUACUGCCCCAACCCUUGGAUGUUUAUGCAAAACCCUGCCCCAUAA